CUUUAAAGCCCGUAGUAAUGUUUGUAGGACAUUAUACUUUUGAUAUCAGCAUUAUACCGAGAAGCAGAAUCUGCAGCUAUAGUAUGUGCCAUUCUUAUAUUUUCCUUCUUAUUGGACUUCUGGUGGUCACAUGCCUCCAGUCUGGUGUAAUGGGCAACAAUGCCAAAACUCCAAAGGAAUGCUGUUUUAAUUACUAUGAAAGACGAAUCCCCCCCAAUAAAGUUGAUUCCUACACAGAGACAAGAAGCGAUUGUCCCAAAGCUGGAGUCAUUUUUACCACAAAGAAGCCUCUGCGUAUCUGUGUGAAUCCUCAAUUAAGUUGGGUGAAGAAAAUCAUGCAACAAAUUGAUGAACUUGAUUUCUAGUAAUGCAGCUGGGACAACAGCCCAGUGGAGUGAUUUCUCUUUUGUGCUUUACUGAUCAUUUAGCUUAGUACUAAUUCUUUGCUUAUCUCUCCCCUUAUUACAAAAUUAUGUAACUGUCAUCAUUGUAAUUUGAUAUGUCAUGACAAAUAAAUGCAAGAUGUUCCCUG
Molecule: messenger RNA, 532 nt
Organism: Myxocyprinus asiaticus (Chinese sucker)
Lineage: Eukaryota; Metazoa; Chordata; Actinopteri; Cypriniformes; Catostomidae
Product: C-C motif chemokine 4 homolog
Exons: 3
Coding region: 18-365 (115 amino acids)
Biological process (GO): G protein-coupled receptor signaling pathway; neutrophil chemotaxis; immune response
Cellular component (GO): extracellular region
Molecular function (GO): CCR chemokine receptor binding; chemokine activity
Source: RefSeq, a predicted model, not a curated record